AUGACCACCACCACCGCCACCCUCUCCCUCCUCGUCUUCCAUGGCUCCCCCCUCGACUUCAUCAAAUACCGGCACGCCGUGCUCCUCCUCACCACAUACCCCGACAACCAACAAAGCAUGUUCCACAUCACGGGGCCCCCCGGCGAAUUCAAAUUCGUUGAGGUAACCGGGGCGAAUCCCACGCAGAGCGCGAAACUAGAGCGGAAUAUCCCCGUCGUAACGACGAUGGUCAGGGAUGCGUGCGCUAGGGUUAAAGUGCGGAAUGAUCUCCCCGGGUGGAAUUGUCAGAAUUGGGUGGGUGAGGCAUUGUCGGAGUUGGUCAAGAUUGGGUGUUGUACGGAGGUGCAGAGGGGGUUGGCUGUUGAUGGGAUGGUGGAUGCGUGUUUGGAGGCGAGGGAUGAGAGGUUUGCUUAA
This is a messenger RNA of Aspergillus eucalypticola CBS 122712, 414 nucleotides long. RefSeq lists its product as uncharacterized. Lineage: Eukaryota; Fungi; Ascomycota; Eurotiomycetes; Eurotiales; Aspergillaceae. The record is from RefSeq and is a predicted model, not a curated record. The coding region runs from base 1 to 414 and encodes 137 amino acids. The transcript is spliced from 2 exons.